Olea europaea var. sylvestris is the source of this 374-nucleotide messenger RNA. RefSeq names its product 8-hydroxygeraniol dehydrogenase-like. The transcript is spliced from 2 exons. The record is from RefSeq and is a predicted model, not a curated record. Gene Ontology annotation, biological process: lignin biosynthetic process. Lineage: Eukaryota; Viridiplantae; Streptophyta; Magnoliopsida; Lamiales; Oleaceae. Gene Ontology annotation, molecular function: zinc ion binding; cinnamyl-alcohol dehydrogenase activity. The annotation marks the transcript as partial.
UGAUUUGAUUAACACUGUAUUUGGUGUGAAGGGCGACACGAGAGCGCGAUGUGCAGUUCAAAGUGUUGUACUGUGGGGUUUGUCAUUCGGAUCUUCAUAUGGCCAAGAAUGAAUGGGGCUUCACUCAGUAUCCCCUUGUUCCCGGGCACGAGAUAGUGGGCGAAGUAACUGAGGUUGGCAGCAAGGUGAAGAAAGUCAAGGUUGGGGACAAAGUAGGAGUUGGAUGUAUGGUUGGAUCAUGUCGCCAGUGUGAUCAAUGCACCAAUGAUCUUGAAAAUUACUGUUCGAAAAUGAUACUGACCUAUAGUGCUGUUUACACUGAUGGUACCAUUACAUAUGGAGGUUAUUCUAAUUUAAUGGUUGCUGAUGAGCAC